AUGGUUGUAUCAAGGAGAGGAUGUAGCUUGAUCAUCUACAUUUCCUCCAAGGGGAAUAACGGAUCGCUGGAAGAAUCCAAGGAGGAACCUGAAGAGGACCCCGAGGAGGAGUCUGAAGAGGAACCCGAGGAAGAACCCGAGGAGGAAUCCGAAGGGGAACCUAAGGCGGAAGCCGAAGGCGGACCUACCGAGCCAGUGGUGGACCAGGAGGAGGAAGAAGCCGAAGGAGGUUUCGAGGAGGAACCUAGCGAAGACGAAGGUGGGGAUUCGGACGCAGAGUCCGAAAUCAUCAACCCCUCUUUUCCGGUUAGGGUGCCCGCUUAUCGGGUAAGCCCCACUGCUCCUACACCCCCCCGGGGUAUCGACCUUUGGAGGUGGAGCAGGCAACAGGGACAGCGACCCCCAUUUGGCAUGUCAUGCAAGUUCUAUGACCUGAGGUAUGGAGGAUCGGCCGAUCAUGCUCUUCCGGUCAUGGUGAGACGAUUGCGAAACACUGGCGACUUAGCCAAGAGCACCGCCGAUCAGAUGCACCAGAUGCGGACGAGGGUCGAGCGUGCGGAGCAGGAAACGUGA
Molecule: messenger RNA, 573 nt
Organism: Lactuca sativa (garden lettuce)
Lineage: Eukaryota; Viridiplantae; Streptophyta; Magnoliopsida; Asterales; Asteraceae
Source: RefSeq, a predicted model, not a curated record